GCGUGCCCUCAUGAUCAACGCACCUGAGGGCAGUUUGGUCACACCUUCCCCUCCAGGUUGAUAAACUCCUCCGUUGAUCAGCAGACACAGUUGGUAGAGUCGCACCAUGGAGGUCAAACUGUUGGUUUGUGGCGUCGUGCUCGUGGUCUUAGCGGUUACAGGAAGCAACGCACAGUUAGAUGUUUGUGGCACUGCGCCGCUCAACACCAGGAUCGUAGGAGGGGCGAAUGCUCCUGCAGGGUCGUGGCCCUGGAUGGUCAGUCUGCAGUACGAAGGAUUUCAUUUCUGUGGAGGCUCCCUGAUCAGUAACCAGUGGGUCCUGACUGCUGCUCACUGUGUCAGCAGCUUCACACCCAAUCUCACCGUUAACCUCGGCCGUGACACCCUGACCUUGUUGAAUACAAACGCGAUGUCCCAGACUGUGUCCCAGAUCAUCCUGCAUCCCAACUAUGUUCAAGCCAUUUUGAAAAACGACAUAGCCUUGCUGAAGCUGUCCUCACCUGUUAACUUCACCAACUACAUCAGACCCGUGUGUCUGGCGGCGAACGGCAGCAUCUUUAAUCCUGGGACGACCUGCUGGGUCACCGGAUGGGGGAACAUCCAAACUUACAUUCCACUUCCUUCCCCAGAGAGGCUGCAGGAGGUGAGUCUUCCCAUCGUGUCCAACAGUGAGUGUAGGGAGGUCUACGGUGGUAUAGUCACAAACAACACAAUCUGUACCGGUGUGACCCAGGGAGGAAAGGGCAUCUGCUAUGGGGAUGGAGGAGGCCCGCUGGUGACUAAAAUGGGCUCUGUCUGGGUCCAGGCUGGAGUGAUGAGUUUUAUAUCAGCACUAGGCUGUGCCCUGCCUUAUUACCCACAAGGCUACACCCGAGUGUCCGAGUAUCAGUCCUGGAUCAACAGCCAGAUCAGCACCAACCAGCCGGGCUUCAUCACCUUCACGGAGGACAGUUCAGCCUUUGGGAGCGGUACAACCUCUGGAGCCGCUCACCUGGUUCCCCUCUCGGUUCCUCUGCUGCUGUCCAUCGUCCCUGUUCUCUUCUCCUUCUCUGUCCUUUCGCGUCUGCAGGGGGAUUCAGGCGGCCCGCUGGUGACUAAAAACGGCUCUGUCUGGGUCCAGGCUGGAGUGGUGAGUUUUGGAGAAGGCUGUGCCCUGCCUAAUGUCCCAGGAGUCUACACCCGAGUGUCCCAGUAUCAGUCCUGGAUCGACAGGCAGAUCAGCACCAACCAGCCGGGCUCUGGAGCCGCUCACCUGGUUCCCCUCUCGGUUCCUCUGCUGCUGUCCAUCGUCCCUGUUCUCGUCUCCUUCUCUGUCCUUUACCUUGGAACCCGGAGGUUGGAGAAGACCGGAGAGCUUGGCGCGGCGGCAAUGGAUGAGACCAGGUACCACUUGGGGGCAUGGGCUGUGGAGGAAAGCUGGGUGCCAGUGCCGGAGGUUCUAGCUGUAGUUGCUGUACUGGUAAAGAUGCUGGAGAUCCUGACAUCCCAGAGUCGCACCAUGGAGGUCAAACUGUUGGUUUGUGGCGUCGUGCUCGUGGUCUUAGCGGUUACAGGAAGCAACUCGCAGUCAGAUGUUUGUGGCACUGCACCUCUCAACACCAGGAUUGCAGGAGGGGCGAAUGCUCCUGCAGGGUCGUGGCCCUGGCAGGCCAGUCUGCAGAGCAACGGAUCUCAUUUCUGUGGAGGCUCCCUGAUCAACAACCAGUGGAUCCUGACUGCUGCUAGCUGUGUCAGCAGCGCCAGACUCAAUCUCACCGUUAACUUCGGUCUUGACGCCCUAAACCUGUCAAAUACAAACUGGAUGUCCCGGAAUGUGUCCCAGAUCAUCAAACAUCCCAAUUAUAACACCACCACGAACGAUAACGACAUAGCCUUGCUGCAGCUGUAUUCACCUGUUAACUUCACCGACUACAUCAGACCCGUGUGUCUGGCGGUGGACGGCAGUGUCUUUAACGCCGGGACAACCUGCUGGGUCACCGGAUGGGGAGCCAUCGAGGCUAACAUUUCACUUCCUUCCCCAAAGAGGCUGCAGGAGGUGAGUCUUCCCAUCGUCUCCAACAGUGAUUGUAACGCUGCCUACGGUGGUAAAAUCACAAACAACAUGAUCUGUGCCGGUGUGACCCAGGGAGGAAAUGGCUCCUGCCAGGGGGAUUCAGGCGGCCCGUUGGUGAAAAAUAGCGGCUCUGUCUGGGUCCAGGCUGGAGUGGUGAGUUUUGAAAAAGGCUGUGCCCUGCCUAAUGUCCCACAAGGCUUCACCCGAGUGUCUCAAUAUCAGUCCUGGAUCAAAAGCCAGAUCACCACCAACCAGCCGGGCUUCGUCCUCUUUGGAACCGCUCACCUGGUUUCCUUCUCUGUUCCUCUGCUGCUGUCCAUCGUACCUGUUGACGUCUACUUGUCUGUUCUUUCAUAGAAAGUUUAGAGAUGAUUUAAUUCACCAGGUUAGAGUCAAAAUCUCUGUCUCUCUGUCUUGUGGUCGCAUAUUGUUUAACCUUUUGAGAUUCAUUUACUUAAAAUAAGCAAAAAUAGUCUUCUCCUGGAGUCAGAUAUUUCCGCCUGUUUCCAGUUAUUCUUGUGUUGAAGAAAUUUUGCAGAAAAGAGGCUGAGCAAGAACACUGCACCCUAAAGUUCAGUAAUCUUUAAAGUUAUCAUUUAUCAAUAAACAACUUAAACAUCAUCCUAGAAUUUAGUAGUUAUCAAGCAAGGCAUGUAGCACAUUUAAACAUCAUGGCUAAUGGCUAAAUAAAAAGUCUUCAACAGUA
This is a messenger RNA of Micropterus salmoides (largemouth bass), 2759 nucleotides long. RefSeq lists its product as uncharacterized. The transcript has 15 exons. Gene Ontology annotation, molecular function: serine-type endopeptidase activity. Lineage: Eukaryota; Metazoa; Chordata; Actinopteri; Centrarchiformes; Centrarchidae. Bases 107 to 2410 code for a protein of 767 amino acids. The record is from RefSeq and is a predicted model, not a curated record. Gene Ontology annotation, biological process: proteolysis.